Pyricularia grisea is the source of this 2833-nucleotide messenger RNA. RefSeq lists its product as uncharacterized. Gene Ontology annotation, cellular component: Golgi to plasma membrane transport vesicle; cell tip. Gene Ontology annotation, molecular function: guanyl-nucleotide exchange factor activity. Lineage: Eukaryota; Fungi; Ascomycota; Sordariomycetes; Magnaporthales; Pyriculariaceae. The record is from RefSeq and is a predicted model, not a curated record. Bases 1 to 2301 code for a protein of 766 amino acids. Gene Ontology annotation, biological process: exocytosis. The transcript has 3 exons.
AUGAGCUCUCGGGACCUGCGUGGCCACGCAUCUAAGCACCAACAUCGCACGGUCUCUGUCGUUGAAGCUCACAGCGGUUCCUCCUUCCCGUUGCCCAAACUGGAUUCCAUUCCCUUUGUGACAGUCGCUGGCUGGACCCAACAUAAAAGCCCAAGCGUAACGUCCGCGCGGUCCUUUGGCCACUUCAGGUCGCUCUCCAGCUUUGCCAGUCCGGCGGCAGCCACCAAGACAGCAGACGCCACUGUAGGCCACCACCGCCGGUCGCCGUCACUCAGUGACCUACCACCAAAGAUGUCGGCCGAUGUCGCGUACGCGAGCACGUUCCUGGGGCCUUCCCAUAAUUCUCAAACGCCAUCUCCAUCAUCAGCCACACCGAGAAACUUUGACGAUUCGGAGGACCUUAACACUCUCCCGGAUCCCAGAAGUAGGGCCAUGAGCCCCGCUAGCACCCACGACUUCCCUAGCCCGAUAAGCCCCAACUCUGAUCUUGAUCAAGAAGUCGCAGCCUUGAGCACGAAGCUCAUUAACGCGAUCAACCACCAGACUACCCUCGACGACACUCUGUCAAGAGCAAGGGCAGAACUCGACGAUGCAAGGGAAACCAUAAAGCAGUUAGAGGGGCGUAUCGCUGAGCAGCAAGAAAUGCUCUCAGGGGAUGUCUGGGUUCGCCGCAAAACUGUCGAGUCCGAGAAGAAGGAACUGCUUCGUCGCAUAGCUGAUGAAAAGAAGGCACGAUAUGAUAUGGAACAGCAGAAAAAGAAGAUUGAACAAGAGUUGGAAGAGUUGAGCACUCAGCUCUUUGAAGAGGCCCAGAAAAUGGUGAUUGCGGCCAAGGAGGAUGCACAAAAGGAACAAGAGAAAUUGCACAACAAGAACGAGAGGCUCCGAUCACAGCUCUCACACACUGAGCUAUUACUCAAGUUGCAGAACGAUCAGUUGGCGGAACUCAAGGCUGUUAUGGAGCAGAUGCAAGUUGACCGGGAGGACCAGAAUGCCUUGACAGCGCCGUCAUCUCCUGGUUUCAGCAGAUUCGAUUCCAAAGACGACGACACUACUCUCUCUGCUGCAGAGGAAUCCCUACCGGAACCCGUAUCUCCAUCCUACCCCACAAGCUUCACUCACCUGGUCCAGCCGAUCUUGCGGACCGAUCUAUCGGCAUAUGAAGAUUUCAAAAUACUGGUGCAGACAACGAAGAGGCUAUCUGUCAGGAGCAGGCCACCUUCGGGCGCGUUCGGGUCAGGUGCAAUGUCAGCUCUCGGCUUGACUGCAGGUCACUCCAUGAGCCCAUCGAAUGCAUCAACGUCGUCUGUCGCAAGCACAGUGCCAACGUCAUCCUCAGGCUCGCUACCGCCAACUCCAAACACGCCUGGUUCAGCUGCUCUGAGCACGAUCUCGGGCGCUGCGGCAGUGCCAGUGCCACCCCUCAAAGAUUCCAAGUUCUUCAAGAGGGUCCUGUCCGAGGAUAUAGAACCGACCCUCAGACUUGACAUUGCGCCUGGUCUGUCGUGGCUCAGUCGACGAACGGUUAUCAACGCGAUUACAGAGGGAACUCUAGUUGUCGAGCCGGUACCGCCCGCGACACCUGGUUCGCUUGUCGCCAGAACGAAACCACAGUUCAAGGAGUGCUCACUUUGUGGGGAAAACCGCAGAGAGGAAGCACACCUUCGGACCUACCGGUUCCGCACCAGCGAUGCGGAUACGGCGCAGCGCUACCCGCUCUGCAAGUCAUAUUGUUUGGUCCGCGUUCGGGCAACAUGCGAUCUUAUGGGAUUCCUUCGCCUCCUGAAAGAUGGACAUUGGCGAACCGACGACGAGGAUGCCGUCAAGGCUGCUUGGGAAGAGAGCGUACGGCUACGAGAGCAGAUGUUCUGGGCUCGCAUCGGCGGUGGUGUUGUCCCUACCACACCCAUGUUGAUUGGCAAAUCCCCCAUGUUGCCGGAGAAGAGCCCCAGGCCUAGCCAAGAUGGCAAAAACGAGGCACCUCAAGUGGAACAGCAGCAAUCCCAGGAGCUCCCGAAUCCGAGCGUGGAGGUCAGCUCUGAGUCUUCUGAUAACACAACAGUCCCUACACCGGUAGAGACUCCAGAGACAAAACCGGAGGGCCUGGGCCUCCAAAACGUUCCGCUGGCGUCGCCGACCUCGGAGACUGUUGAGGAAAAAGUGGGGAGACCAGUGACGCCACCUCCCAAGGUAUCGGAAGAGCCGAUGCCACCAGUGAGCAACACUACCGAGACUGAUGCUGACGCAGAGGGAGCGAACCAGCAGGCUACCCUGCAAAUUCCCGCUCAACACAAUCAAUGAAUCACAUUAAAUUCAUACUCGGCAUUUUUCAACAAGAUCUACACCUAUGGCCCGGGGGUUUCCACAUAUGAACGCAAUACCCUACCUGGGCCUUUCUCAGUACAUAUUCUAAUAUUGCAUUGCUCAUGUUAAAUACGGUUAAUGAUACCCUCGUUUGACGCCUUGACCAGUGCUGGUCCUUACACUCCCUGAUUGUAUUUCUCAGCAGGAAAAGCAAGACUAUCAUUUUUUUGUUCUGCUUAUCAGGACGGGGUCGGCGUUUGGACUCUUUAUUUUUCUUGGGCUACACAGGCAAGGUCGUCUUCUUUUCUUCUUCUUGAUUUCUCAUUAUUCUUGUCAAAAAUCUUCGCUGAGAACUGGUAUUUGAGUACUUGUAUUAUUACUUGACGACAAAGCAGGCAGGAGGAGGGGCGGGCCCAAUGGACGAGGAAGCAAGGGUGCUGCACAUACAUACAAGCACCUCCCACUCGAUUAAUACGGUAGAUAAAUGGGGUUAAUUAUGAUGAUAUUGGGUGUAAUGAUAUACAGCUGC